AUGGAUAGCAAUUUGACUUCGACGAAUUCCAUCACGGUGACUUUGCACCAGUUGGCAAAGAUGAUAGACCACUCGCUCUUACACCCCACAAUGACUGAUGCGGGUAUACUUGAAGGCCUCGCGAUUGCCAAGCAGUAUGGCGUCGCUACAGCAUGCGUCAAGCCAUACCUCAUUCCUUUCGCCAAGAAGGAACUUGAAGGAUCGAGCGUUCUAGUAUGCCCAGUGAUUGGCUUCCCGCACGGCAAUAGCACCACAGAAGUUAAGGUGUUUGAAGCAGACCGUGCCGCCGCCGCAGGAGGCAAGGAGAUUGACAUGGUCAUAAACAUCGGAAGGGCUUUGAGCGGCGAUUGGGACUACGUUGCGCAUGAGAUUCGGCAGAUUAACGAAACGGUCAUUAAGCAUGGCGCUACCCUCAAGGUUAUUUUCGAGAACGACUAUCUCGACGAUGAGCAUAUUGUUCGGCUUUGUGAAAUUUGCUCCGAGAUUGGUGUCGCGUUCGUCAAAACGUCUACAGGAUACGGUUUUGUUAAGCAGCCAAAUGGGCUUUACUCGUACGCCGGAGCUACCAUUCACCACCUGAAACUGAUGAGGAAACACUGUGCACCAGAGGUUCAGGUCAAGGCAGCUGGGGGAAUCCGGACAUUGGACGAUUUGCUGCACGUUAUGUCGCUCGGCGUGACGCGGAUCGGAGCCACGGCAACGGUUGCCAUCAUGAAGGCUGCAGCUGACAGGGGAAUAACGAAUGAGCCUACGACUGUCGAGUUCAAGCCUAUGGCUGAGCAGCGGCUCGGAGGCUACUAA
Messenger RNA from Trichoderma atroviride IMI 206040, 801 nucleotides. RefSeq lists its product as uncharacterized. The record is from RefSeq and is a predicted model, not a curated record. NCBI's taxonomy places the organism in Eukaryota, Fungi, Ascomycota, Sordariomycetes, Hypocreales, Hypocreaceae. Gene Ontology annotation, molecular function: deoxyribose-phosphate aldolase activity. Gene Ontology annotation, biological process: carbohydrate catabolic process; deoxyribonucleotide catabolic process. Gene Ontology annotation, cellular component: cytoplasm.